AUUCAAAUUCAAAUUCUUGUUUGAUAAUUCCUUUACUUGAAAUAUUAAAAUCGUCUACUACAUAUUUUCUGUGAUAGACCUAAAAGUGGUCACAAUCUAUUAACGUAUUGAUUACAACUAUUUUAUAAGGAUUCUAUUUUUUCAUGGUAGUAAAUAUUAAUCUUUAUUUCUAUAAAAAAUUUCAGAGCUCCAGAACAACAAGAGCCCGCCAGAACUCGAAGACGUAACAGGCCCCCACAAUGGCUCAGGAGAGCCAGGAACAUCGCUCUCAUGGGGGCGCCACAGCCCGCUCAACUACACAGGCCGAAGGCUCCGCAGCCUCCACAAAUUAUGGCGGAGGUACGUCAUCCCACCUGGCGACGCCAUGAACGGGGGAGUAACAUACUGCUGAGGGUGCUAGACCCAAAUGGUCACCAACAACGUAUGUACCACCAAGGUACUAAUGGAGUAAUGGAGGAUCUAAUCAUUGAAUUGGAUAUUCCAAUUCCACCCCGCCGGCGCCGCAGGCUGGAGAAAGAGCCACAACACGACGGGCCCGCCAGACCUCUAGAGCCACAACAUGACGAGACCACCAGACCUCUAGAGCCACAACAUGACGAGACCACCAGACCUCUGUAA
Nilaparvata lugens (brown planthopper) is the source of this 618-nucleotide messenger RNA. RefSeq lists its product as uncharacterized. The record is from RefSeq and is a predicted model, not a curated record. NCBI's taxonomy places the organism in Eukaryota, Metazoa, Arthropoda, Insecta, Hemiptera, Delphacidae. The transcript has 8 exons. The coding region runs from base 271 to 618 and encodes 115 amino acids.